CACCUAGUAUAUCCAAGAAAAAUAAACUCCACUUCUCUGAUAAAUGACUCGGCAAAUUGCUUUGACUAUCAUGGUCAAUUUCGCUUAUUAUCUCAGUUUCACGCUGCAUCUGGAGUGGACUGCACGCAGUGUUUACGAAGAGAUAUUUCGUGCAACUUGCGCGCAAAAAUGGCCAUAUUAACCGAAUGCGCCCUUUUGGAUGCGCUCAUAAUAUUCUCGUCGCUAUUCGCGAUGUUAUAUUCAUGGAUGAAGUGGAAACAUACCUAUUGGCAGAGACGUGGCGUACCUACAUUGCCUGCACAUUGGUUCUUCGGUCACUUCAAGGAUGCGAUGCUGUUGCGCCGACCGGCGGGAGGGGUUCUCAGUGAACUGCACCAGGAAGCCGGGGAAUCAGAUGUCCUGGGGAUCUACAUCCUACAUAAGCCGUUCCUGCUUCUAAGGAAUCCGGAACUGAUAAAGCAGAUAAUGAUCAAGGACUUCCAUCUGUUCACGAAUCAUCACUUCAGAGGGGCAAGCAAUUCCGAUAAUGUCAGCAAAUGGAGUCUCUUCUCCAUACGAAAUCCUGAAUGGAAAUAUUUGAGAUCAAAAAUGUCACCGGUGUUCACGAGCGGCAAACUGAAGAGUCUCUUCGUGCUGAUGCAAGAGUCCGGGGAAAAAAUGAGAGAUCAUUUACUCGAUCAGAUUGGCGAUAAAUCUAACGUGCCGAUAACUGUCAAGGACACUUUCUACAUGUAUACCACCGACGUGAUAUCUUCCGUGGCGUUUGGAAUUCGGAUAAAUUGCUUCGACAAAGAACCACCGGAAUUUUAUGUGAACUCGCGUAAGGCUUUCGUUGUGUCCCUCAAAAGAGCCGUGCAGUUUUUCUUCUUAUUCUUCCUGCCGAAUAUCGGAAAGCAUGUAGGCGCCUCGAUGCUUGGCAAAUACACGGAUUACUUCCGCAAAAUCUUUUGGGAAUCUAUGGACAAUAGAAGCAUCACAAAAACGAAACGGGGAGAUUUAAUAGAUUCUCUUUUGCAAUUAAAAAAUGAGAAACCUGAUAACACUAAUAUUCGAUUCGAGGGUGACGCGCUUUUCGCACAAGCGGGGAUUUUCUUUGCGGCUGGUCGCGAGACCAGCAUCACUACUAUGACCUGCGCUCUUUUCGAGCUGGCCAAGCAGCCGGAAAUGCAGAAACGCUUGAGGGAGGAAAUCCUCAAGACAAUCAAGGAUGCGAACGGUGUAACGUACGAAGCGGUCCACAAUAUGAAGUAUCUGCAUCAAGUGAUAAACGAAACGCUAAGAUUUCAUCCGCCCGCGCCACUUCUCGAUAGAGUUCCUAGUACCGAUUACACAUUCCCCGGCACGAAGAUAACUAUUGAGAAGGACACACCGGUAUACGUCAUAUUACGUGGCAUUCAAUCUGACCCAAGAUACUAUCGGGAACCUACGCGUUUCGAUCCCGAGCGAUUCAGUGACGAGAGGAAGGACGAGAUUGUACCCUGCACUUUCCUGCCCUUCGGAGAGGGUCCACGGAAUUGUAUAGGUUUGCGGCUGGGAACUUUGCAAACCGCCGUGGGGCUAAUAGCGAUUUUACGUGAUUACGAGGUUUCAUUGAAUCCCGCAUGGAAAAGCCCCCUCGAUCCGCGAAACGUAUUCACCUCGCCACCGGCAGGAUUUCUGCUGAACUUUAAGAAGGCAUAACGCGUCAGCAAUACGCAACGAUAGGUAUACGACUAUUGCAAUUUUUAUGUUUUUAUCAUUGUUAAAUGUGUAUUUGAAUGUGUAUUAAAAAUAUUCUGACUGAUAGAUAUGUUAGCGGGACAUGAGUGACUCUCUUAUAGUGGAAAUGUAAUCGCUGUGAUUAUUAGCAAACUUCUUAUGUACAAUCAUCUUCUGUACAAUUUAAUAUUUUUAUAAUAAUUAAUUUUCUUAACAUUAUA
Messenger RNA from Wasmannia auropunctata (little fire ant), 1919 nucleotides. Its product is annotated as cytochrome P450 6k1-like. The record is from RefSeq and is a predicted model, not a curated record. NCBI's taxonomy places the organism in Eukaryota, Metazoa, Arthropoda, Insecta, Hymenoptera, Formicidae. Bases 169 to 1680 code for a protein of 503 amino acids. Gene Ontology annotation, molecular function: heme binding; monooxygenase activity; oxidoreductase activity, acting on paired donors, with incorporation or reduction of molecular oxygen. The transcript is spliced from 7 exons.